This is a messenger RNA of Magnolia sinica, 1632 nucleotides long. RefSeq lists its product as uncharacterized. Lineage: Eukaryota; Viridiplantae; Streptophyta; Magnoliopsida; Magnoliales; Magnoliaceae. The record is from RefSeq and is a predicted model, not a curated record. Bases 1 to 1632 code for a protein of 543 amino acids. The transcript has a single exon.
AUGGUUAUCUUUCAAAAGGACAAGAAGAACACAAGCAAGCGAAAGAAUAAUAAAGAGAAAAGAUGGGGCUGCAUGGCUGCAACGCCACUGGCCAGCUCAACGAGGAGAAAUUCAGCCAGCCGAUGGAUCGGCCUCUACAUAGCUGGAGGUUCACUGGUGUGUGCGCUUUUCAUGGCAAUCGACACCUUUUAUGGGUUCUGUCAGCGGAAGCUCUGGUUCCCUUGCAAGUUCUUCUCGCUUAACUUCACUUCCUUAACCUUCUUAUCCAUUGCUACAAAACUGCCUGUGGAUCUGAACACAUCCAUGCCACGCCGUGAAGAACAGCUUGCCAAGCUCAGUGGCAGCAUCCUGAUUUGCACUACAAUGGGCAACUUCAUGACCUCUCUAGGAACUAUGGAGGACUCUGAAAUGCUCUCAAAUGUUUUCGCCUUGGCUAUUUUCGUGAUCACCGUCGUCGUUAAUGUCUCUAUUCAAAUGGGUACUGGUGUGAUCUAUGCUUUCUUACCCGAACACACUGUAAUCUUGUUUUUCAUGAUCAUUUUGCUUGUGGUCUUGGUUUCUUCCUCUUUAACAGUUCCAACAGCCAAGCAGCUGCUGGAAAAACAGUAUGAUAAGAAGCAAGUACUGGUUUCUGAUGGAGUGGACAAUGCUGAGGCAUCCAACGUUGAUAAAUCGAAAGAGGCUGUAAAAAAGUAUUGGAUGUUGGCUCAUACUAGUAGUCCUCAGUACGUUCUAGGACGCUUGGCUACUUGCACUGCUUCAGGAGCUUUCUGCCUCCUCAGUGCACUGAUUUCAUUGGAAGCUUCAGUUAGAUCCUCAUCCUUGCACUUCUGCAAGGGGGAAUCCGACUAUACGUGGUCAAGUAAAUUGAUUUUAAUUUCUCAGGCGAUUGCAGUUGGAGUUGUUACCAUUGCCCCAGCUAUUAGAUGGUUCAAUGCUAUUAGCUUCAGAAGCCCAGAGAGUCGAAGAAGAAGCAGAGAUGAGUUUAAGGUAGAGGAGUACUGGUUUGAGAGCCUGACAGAAUGGAAAGAAAGCCUUUUACCAUUCAGCAUUAGUAGCAGGCGGUUUAGAAAAAUCAACCAUGUCUCAAAAAAUCUAAUUCUGGAUGCCUGUAUCGGAGUGCAAAUUGCAGUAGUAGUAGUCUGCAAGUUCGUUGGGCUGGCUUCUAUACUGCCAGUGAGUUGGCUUAGUAGACUCUUCUCCUGCUGGAAGCGACAUGGGAAGGAUUCAGAAUCCAUCAGAUCGGAGUCAGAGAACUUGCAGGGUUUUGUGUUGCAUCUGAAAGGGGAAGAAGACUUGGUCCAUCUGAUCAUGAAAAGCGGCCGCGGAGACACAGAGCAAUGGAUUGAGAGGGGCAAGAAACACGAACCUACUCAUCUGAUUGAACUUCUAAAAUCAUCUUCAUCAGAAGGUUUCAAAGGUGUGGCUGAGUUGGAUUGCGACCAGGUUCCACCAAUUGGGGAGAAGAAUCCAAACUGUUGGGCUCUGCCUCUAGUUACACUCACAAGCAUCGCCAUCGCCAUUGCACUUCCCUACAUUGACAAAAAUAUAAUCAGAUUAUUACGGCAUGCCGUAGAUGAAGGCCUCAGGUAUGUAAGGCGGAUAGAAGAGAACCUGGAUGCCAAUGGGUGA